AUGACAAAUGGCAGUGCUGGUGGCAUCAGUAGCGAAACCGAUACUAUCGGUACCGCAUCUGAAAUUAUUAAAGAUCGUCUCUAUUUUGCAACAUUACGUAUAAGACCAAAAUCAUCUGUUCGUUCACAUUAUUUUUCUAUUGAUGACGAAUUUACAUAUGAACACUUCUAUUCAGAUUUUGGUCCAUUAAAUUUAGCAUCUGUUCAUCAGUAUUGUACAAAACUUAACAAAAAAUUAAAUAAUCCAAGUUUAGCACAUAAAAGAAUUAUUCAUUUUACAAAAGUUGAUCCAAAAAAACGAGCCAAUGCUGCUUUUUUAAUUGCUGCAUAUUCAAUUAUUUGUCUAAAACGAACACCGGAAGAAGCCUUUAGACCAUUAAUAAGUGGUAUUAAUACUACACAUUCAUUUCUACCAUUUCGGGAUGCAUCACUUGGUUCAUCUUCAUAUAAUCUAACAUUACUUGAUACAUUACAAGGCCUUCAUAAGGCAAUACUUCAUGGUUUUUUUGAUUUUGAAAAUUUUGACCUUGAUGAAUAUGAACAUUAUGAAAAAGUUGAAAAUGGUGAUUUAAAUUGGAUUAUUCCUCGUAAAUUACUUGCUUUUUCAGGUCCACAUUCCAAGAGUAAAAUUGAAAAUGGUUAUCCAUUACAUGCACCUGAAGCUUAUUUUACUUAUUUUCGAAAACGUAAUGUAUCAACAAUUAUACGAUUAAAUAAAAAAAUUUAUGAUGCAAAACGUUUUACUGAUGCGGGUUUUGAACAUUAUGAUUUAUUUUUUUCUGAUGGAAGUACACCGAAUGAUGCCAUAACAUUAAAAUUUAUAUCUAUUGUUGAACAAGCUAAAGGUGGAGUUGCCGUUCAUUGUAAAGCGGGUCUUGGUCGAACGGGUACAUUAAUUGGAGCAUAUUUAAUGAAACAUCAUAAAUUUACAGCUGCUGAAGUUAUUGCUUGGUUAAGAGUAUGUCGACCUGGUUCAGUUAUUGGUCCACAACAAAAUUAUCUUGAAGAAAAACAAGCAUGGCUUUGGUCAUUAGGAGAUUUACAUCGAAUUAAAGAUCGAUCACGAAAUGUACCAGGUUUUAGUGCACAUUCUGCAGUAGAUUUAGGAACUCAUAAUUCAUAUCGAUAUACAGUUGGCGAAAAUAAUAACGUUGAAGAAGAAAAAGAAGGAGAAAUUACUCAAGGUGAUAGAUUAAAUGAAAUAAAAGCACGUCGUAUGCAGCAUCAUCAACAACAACAGCAUCAUCAUACAAAUCUAUUAUUGCAUCCGACAUCAUCUUUCAAACGUGCACAUACAACAUUAGCUAGUUCAACACAUGUACCAUACCGUGAAAUUUCAUCAGCUGGCAUACGUCGUUUUUAUGUGCAAACACCGAUGACUCCUUCUAAUAUUCUUAUAAAUUCUGUUUCUCGAAAACCUCGUUCAUACAUCUCAUCCGCUGCAUCUAUGAUGAAAACUCCAAUUUAUCCAACCGGUCGUUAUAUGAAUGUAGCAGCAAGAAAUCUUGGUACAACAUUAACUGUCGCCGAUAGUAAUAAUCGUCAUGCAAUAUCCUCAAGUUUCUUAAAAGCUGUACAACGUGGUAAAUCAUCUAUGGUAACAAGUUCAUUAGGAAGUCAUUCAUAUUAUACACGGUCAAAAUCGGUAUAUUAUUAA
Messenger RNA from Adineta steineri, 1656 nucleotides. The record is from the annotation of a GenBank genome assembly. Lineage: Eukaryota; Metazoa; Rotifera; Eurotatoria; Adinetida; Adinetidae.